This is a messenger RNA of Anolis carolinensis (green anole), 6243 nucleotides long. It is a transcript of the gene hoxc10, whose product is annotated as homeobox C10. Gene Ontology annotation, cellular component: nucleus. NCBI's taxonomy places the organism in Eukaryota, Metazoa, Chordata, Lepidosauria, Squamata, Anolidae. Gene Ontology annotation, molecular function: RNA polymerase II cis-regulatory region sequence-specific DNA binding; DNA-binding transcription factor activity, RNA polymerase II-specific. The coding region runs from base 97 to 1155 and encodes 352 amino acids. Gene Ontology annotation, biological process: regulation of transcription by RNA polymerase II. The record is from RefSeq and is a predicted model, not a curated record. The transcript has 4 exons.
ACCAAUGCGUGGAUAAUUAUGGUGCUGAUAUUUUUCCCUAAAAAAAAGAUGUCAGCCCCUGGCUGUAGUAUUCCUCUUUAAAAUCCCUCUCUGAAAAUGUCAUGUCCCAACAAUGUGACUUCUAACUCGUUUUUGAUGGACUCCUUAGCCGGUACCUGCAGAGGGGAGAAUUAUUCCUCUAACCAAGGGAUGUAUAUGCAGUCUGGGAACGACUUCAACUGUGGAAUGAUGAGGAACUGUGGCAUCAUCCCGGCUCUUUCCAAGAGAGACGAGGUGAAUAACGCCAGCCUGUCUCUCAACACCUAUCCAUCUUACCUUUCUCAGCUAGACACCUGGUGUGACCCCAAAAAUACUUACCGAAUCGAGCAACCUGUUGCGAGGCAACUCCCCUCCUGCUCCUUCCCCACCAAUGUCAAGGAAGAGAAUGCUUGCUGUAUGUACAAUACUGACAAAAGAUCCAAAAGCGCCGCUGAGGCCACCCUCUACCCCAACCAGAUGCCUGAGCCUUGCCUCAAUGACCAUGAAGUCCCCGUGCCCAGCUACUACCGAGCCAGCCAAGGUUAUUCCUCCAUGGAGAAGGCGCCCAACUGCAGCAACCCCAGCGAGUUUGAGGCAAGUUUUGAACCCAGGUCGAGCCUCAACCCAAGGAGCGAGCUUCUGGAGCAACCACCACCGCCUCCGCCACCUCCACCUCCGCCACCACCUUCUCAGCAGCCACCACAACAACAACAGCCACCACAACCACAGCCGCCGACACCAUUAUCGCAACCAGGAGCUAAAGCCAGCUUCCCUGACAACACCAAGCCCGAGAAUCCUCAGAACAGCCCCGCCAACGAAAUCAAAACAGAAAAAAGUCUCCCUGUGGCCAAAACCAGCCCGUCGGAAGCUGAGAAGGACCUGAGCAAAUGCACAGACACCAGCACUGACAAUUCUGACAACGAAGCGAAAGGAAAGGCACGCUCCUUUUACCUCCCCUGGAAGAAUCCCUCUAUAAAAAAACAGGAAUACACUUUUUUUAAAACAACAACAACAACAAGGAGAAGAGCAACAACACAGAAAAUGGGAAGUCUCGGUGGAAGACGUGUAAAGGGAAACCAUCACAACAGCAGCAGCAGCAGCAAGAACAACAACAACAGCCAUCAAGCCACCGCAUAGGUUCUGUCCAUAAGAGAAGGAAAAGUUCAGCGAAGGAUGCAGCAGAUUCGAGUCAACAGGGAAGCAAGCAAGAAGAUUUAAAGUCUCCACAGUUAAACAUUCACUAUGAUUCUUUUUAAAUGAGACUUAGAGAUCCCUGCUAAAUAAAUCGGAUUGCUGGGGUUUCCCGGUUUGUGGUGUGCUGCUGCCAUUAGUUGAUGGACAGUUAUUGAAGGAACUCAGGAACAGGGUUGGUUUUUUUUAAUUUAAAUGCUUCCAAUAUGAACCACUCUCAAGGUAACCAUUACUAUCUCUUAAAAACAUUUUAUUAUGAAGGCAAAUGUAUGUUUUAGCAAUGCUCAGAUGGCUACUUAAUGUCAUGUUUAUCCCAGGCCAGACACUCUCUGAAACAAAUGAGAGUUUUAAGAUCUAGCUUUCCUUUUUGUUUAAUGGAGGCAAAGUUGUUUAAAUCAUCCACUUCCAUAUAAACGUUUCACUUAAAACAAGCCGACCUAUUCCUCUCCAUUAAAAGUUCAUUCAUCACAAACAGGGGAAAGGUUUCAGCAAGUUUCAAAGAGGGAUUGGACAUCUCAAUGCAGCAGGGAGAAUAGCUAAUAGUUUCACAUAGUGGCGCACAGAAUGUGAAACCGCCUGCCUUGGGGCUGUACCUGAUCAUUCCGGCAAGUGAUCUCAUCAAAGGUUGUGUGCUCCCCUCUCUGCCUCUCUGCAAAUGCUUCUGAUGUUCUGCCACACAUGUGGCGGGGACAGGAUAUUGGUCGAUAGAGGCCAUAUGUGCAAGCCUGUGUGGCAUGACAUUUCACAAAAAUGAUUUCUUGUUUAAAAAAUCCAGUUAUGACACAGAACUCUUGUCAGCAGUUUGGACCAGGUGCUAAUGAGUGUACAAACACAGGAAGCAUGAUGGAUCAUAUUUCCUGUGUCUUCACACUUUGUUAAUGCUCAGACUGGAGACUCAUAGUCAUUCUCCGUGUGGAGAUUAUGGGGAUGUUGUACAUGAAUAUCUAAGAAGUGUGAUGGUCUCAAAACAAAAGAGCAAAUGGCAUGAGGUAAGAUGGCACAACAUUCCAGUAAUUAUAUUAGGAAUUAUAUCCCUAGGCAUUUCCUAAACCCCCUAGUGUGACUCUGUGGCAGGCAUGGGCAAACUUCAGCCCUCCAGGUGUUUUGGACUUCAAUUUCCACAAUUCCCAACAGUUGGUAAGUUGGCUGGGAUUUCUGGGUGUUGAACUCCAAAACACCUGGCAAGCCAAAGUUUGCCAUGCUUGCUCUAUGGUAUGCUUCCACCAGAAGUUGAUAGUGCAAGAGACCCUAGAGAUGCCUUGAGAGGUGUUCUCUAUAACCAUUUCCAAGGUCCUCCUGUGUGACUUCUGCUGGAAAUAAUUCAUUCAAUGAGGUCCACUAUCACCCACAGUUUCAUGUCUUCAUACUAAAAUUUGGAAAUAUAUCCCCUGUAGAUUGGGGGUGGGGUACUGUAUAACACAACUUAGAAUUAGUUACCAAACAUGAAGCUUCAUGAUGGGAAGAUAAUGCUAUCUUAAAAAAUCCUUAUUAUACAGUGGUUCUCAACCUGUGGGUCUCCAGAUGUUUUGGCCUUCAACUUCUAGAAAUCCUAACAGCUGGUAAACUGGCUGGGAUUUCUGGGAGUUGUAGAACUGGGGACCCACAGGUUGAGAACCACUAAAAUAGAAGAAUGAAAACAUCCUCUAAGAAUGGGUAGGUAUGCCUUGCACUCUUAGUUUCACCUGUGAUUUUUUUUUCUGCACUACACAAUAAUACAGUUGCUGUAGCUGCAUUCCUAUGCAACCCUGGGAUUUACAGUUCAAGAAGGAGCCUUUAGAGAACAUCUGACCAAACUACAAGUCACAGGACUCCAUGAAAUGCAGCCAUGGCAGAUGAAGUGGAAUAAUAAUGCUAUAAUUGUGAAGUGUGAAAGAGACCAAACGGAUUCAAAUUGGCUCUCAGUGAUUAAAAGGAAUGUAUGCUUUUUCCUACUUGGGUUCAGGAAUGGAGGCAUCAGUGAAAUGAAGGCAGAUAUUUUUUAAAGACACAAUGCUGAUCCAGAUGUCUUUCUCAACCAUCUGGCCCUGAACCAUACAUACACUUACAUAUACUGUAUAUUUACUCGUGACUUGAAGGUUGGGUUGCUGACCUGAAGGCUGCCAGGUUCGAAUCCCACCUGGGGAGAGCGCAGAUGAGCUCCCUCUAUCGGCUCCAGCUCCAUGCGGGGACAUGAGAGAAGCCUCCCACAAGGAUGGUAAAACAUCAAAACAUCCAGGUGUCCCCUAGGCAAGGUCCUUGCAGACAGCCAAUUCUCUCACUCCAGAAGCAACUCCGGUUGCUCCUGACACGAAAAAAAAAUACUGUAUAGCAGUUUAGAGAAAUCUACCUAGCAACAGCUUAUAACACAUUUAACACAUGAAAAGAGGAUACUGGAAAUAUGUGAGCCAAUCAUGAUAAAGUAGUCAUUAUGACUCAUUAAGUCAUAAUGAAAAAUUAAUAAGCAAGGAUCAAAUAAAAAGUAGUCAUAUUGAACUUCUACCUUACAUUUCAGCUUGUUAUUGUUAUAUGUAGAUGUGGUCAGAAUGCUCUGCAAGACUGUCUGUUUUUCCCUUGAAAUUCCUAAGAGCUUAAUAACUCUAUUGCUUCUUCUUUUUCUCCCUUAAUUUAGAAUACAUCCUCCUUAAUAUUGCUCCACCCUAUUUAGGUAUCAUGGUCCUUUUUGGCUUUCCCCUCCAAUCUACAAGUCAAGGAAUGUGCCUUAUGAUUCAGUUCCCAUUGAAAUCUAGAAACUUGUUUUCACCGAUGCAUACUUUACUGUUGAUGAGAUUUGAGGCAAUAAAUGUUAUACAUUACCUGGAUUUUGCCUCUUCGCUCACCAGUCCCUAAAUACAACACCAUCCUUGCAUGAAAAUGUUAAAAGAAAACCAACUAAACCACGUCCAUCUGAACUUUUAUAUCAGUUCAAGUAAGCAUUCCCUGCUUGUACCCUAUAUGUUUGUUUGGGGUUCUGACUGAAAAUGAGUGCAUAUGCAGGUAUGUUUUCAUGGCCCAGUUUGACUGUAAAACUUGUAUUCAAUUCACUGAUAACUGGAGGCAUGGCUCUUUUUUAGCACAAGCACUCUUACCUGGGAAUAAGUACCACUGAUCAGAAAAGGAUUUAUCCCCAACUAAACACACAAUGCAUGACAUUUCAAGUAGCUUCCAGGAGCCACGGUUCCUAUCUGUCACAUUCACUUGUUAGGAAGGAUGGAACUUCUGAAGGACAUUAAGUUGGCAGAACUGAAUUAUAGAGGAUGGAUUGGAACAAACAGUUCCAGUGCUUCCAGUCUUUCCAGCACACAGGGAUCUUACACUCACAGAUUUGGCAACUAUCCAUUAUGAUUAUGUGAUUUGUUAUUAUUUUUAUACCCUGCCUCAAGGUGGCAAUCAACAUAUUUAAAACAGUACAAAUUAAAAACAUAAAAAGCAUGAAUAAAAUAUAAAUAUAAGAUUUAAGAAAGUUAAUUAAUUGAUGAAGUGAAAACAUCAACCAUUAAAUGCACUAAACAACUCAGCCUAUGUAAACAUGUUUCAGCAGAGGCUGUAGCGAGUACCCAAAACUAUGAAGCACUGAAGCCAGAUUGAAGACUGUAACUUUCCUGGCUAGCAUUAGUCCAAAACAUGACCAGGGAUCAAGAGUCUGUUGUCAAGGCCCAAAAGGGUCAGAAGUAAAAGAAAAUGGUCAGAACAGAAAUGAAUCAGAUCUAGACUGAUAACCUGAAGUUACAAUGAGAUGGGAGAAUUUAUUAACGACUAUUUGUUCACUGAUGGGUCUAUGGACCAUAAUACAUAUUGUUGAAAUGUAACAAUGUUACGUCACACAAUGCAGGGGACUCACCAAUGUCUCACCGUUGCCUAUGCAAGAUAGACUUGAUAAGAGUUGUAUGAUAACCAGAAGUCUAAAGAAUGAAAAGAAACUGACUUACAACUUUAAAUCACUUUGCUGUAAUCCCUUCUCUUCUUUCUGAGUGACUUUUCACAAAGGCUUUUUCUACACUGCCAUAUAAUCCAUAUUAUUGAAGCAGAUAAUCCACAUUAUCUGUUUUGAACUGGAUUAUAUGAGUCUACACUGCCAUAUAAUCCAGUUCAAAAAAAGAUAAUCUGUAUUUUUUAUGGCAGUGUAGAAGGGGCCUAAGGGACUUUAUCACACUAGAGUUUAAAUCCACUUUAAAUCUUCUUUAGGGAGGGGCCUUUAAACAGCUCAGUCAAAGAGCUCUUGGGCCUCACCAAACUACAAAAACCACAGAAUUCUGCAGGAGGCAGAAACCGGAUUUAAAGUGGAUCCAUGCUCCGGUGUGAUGAGUCUUAAGUAAAGAAUGUAGGAGAGAAUAUAUCUCAGUAGUUUGCAAGGGAAAUCUCAAGGUUAAACCCCUAGUACUUCCAUGUAAAAGAAAGAGAUAGCAAUUGAAGGGAAAUCCUCUCUUUGACAUCCUGGACAAUACUACUGCCAGGUCAGAGAUGGCUGUAUUAGGCUAGAUGGACAAUCUGUCCUGUUAUAAGGUAUUUCUGUUAAUGUAGCAGGAUGAACAUAGGCCAGAGGGGAAAAAACAUUUGUGGGGGUGGGGAAUGCCUUGGUGACCAGACUGAGAGGUUCACCCAAUUGUUCUUCUAGUGACUUUUCUCAUCAUACAGCACCUUUUCUCAUCAUACAGAAUCCUUUUGAGAUGGAAACUGCUGAGUUGGGCUCAGUGGAGACAGCCUCCUCCAAAAUAAGGCCAGCUGCAAAUCCAUCAGCAUUCAGAACAAGCAAAGAAGUGCUCUUCUCUCAUUUUGAUUGUCAGUUUGUAAGUAAAGAAGUGCUGCGAUCUCCAUGGAAGUUCAUCUCCUUAGCCCAAGCCUGUUAAUUUAUUUGUAUAAAUUCUACAAUUGCCUUUUUAUGUUCAUUUAAUGGCUAUUAAGAAGAGGAGAUUAUUUUUAUGUUCUUAUCAUUGCUUUUGAAUCAUUUGUUGGAGCUCCUCUGCAACAAAUUAAUUUCAUUACUAUCAUUUCUUCCCAGAUGUUUUUAUGUGUGUUGUAAUUCCAAAUAAAAGCUAAGCAAGUACUGAAGGGAAACAA